AUGUUUCACGUUGUUGGUAAUCCUUCCGUUGAUGAUUGUAGGAUUCCUCAUCUUCUCAGUUUUCGUUGUUAUUCCCCUAGCGUUUAUAUUUGCAUCAUGGCGGUGGUGGCUGAAAGGGUUCUCUGGGUGGCAAUAAAGGCUAUAUUAACAAGGUUUCCAGAUUCGAACAUCUACAUUUACACAGUGGAGAAUGCAGAGCCAAAAACAAUACUUGACAAAGUGCAAAACCAAUUCAAUGUAAAGGUCGACCCCGAGAAGAUACAUUUUGUGCGACUCAGCCUGCAGUGGGCGAUAGAAGCAAAGUCAUAUCCAUAUUUCACUUUACUCCUACAGAGCUUAGGCUCAAUGAUCUUGGGAAUGGAGGCUUUUAUGAAGCUGAAUCCAGACAUCUACAUCGACACCACCGGCUUCGCGUUCACCUACCCCAUCUUCAAGUAUCUGGCGCAGUGCCGUGUGGGUUGCUACGUCCACUACCCGACCAUAACACGCGCGAUGAUGCAACGCGUCAAGCAUCGUAUCGUCGGCUACAACAACUCCAGCCUCGUCGCACGAAACCCGAUCAUCACAUGGCUGAAGCUUGUCUAUUACAAGUUGUUCGGUUGGAUGUACGGCGUGGUGGGGCGCUGCGCGGACGUGGUGAUGGCCAACGGGACCUGGACCGAGGAGCACCUCAAUGAGGUCUGGCAGCUGCCUUACACCGUCCAUAAGGUCUACCCACCUUGCGAGGUGACCGAGCUGAAGAAGCUGCGCUCUCUGGUGAAAGAGUCUGACCCCAUAAGGAUCCUGUCCGUGGCCCAAUUCCGCCCCGAGAAGGACCAUCCGCUGAUGCUGCAAGCGAUGUACGAGCUGAGGAAUCUCCUCGUCAAGAAUGAGAUGCUUUGGAAUAAGAUGAGACUGGUGCUGGUGGGCUCCUGCCGCAACCGCGAGGACGAGGAGCGGGUGCAGAACUUGCGGGAUCUGGCGAAGCACCUCUCCCUGGAGGAGAACGUGCAGUUCGUCGUGAACGCCUCCUACUCUCGGCUGCUGCAGUUCUACCAGACCUCCACGGUGGCCCUGCAUGCCAUGUGGAACGAGCACUUCGGCAUCAGCGUGGUGGAGUGCAUGGCUGCCGGCCUGGUGACGGUGGCGCACCGCUCGGGCGGGCCCCUGCUGGACAUCGUGCGGGACUCCCCGACCAGGAACGGCUUCCUGGCCUCGGAGCCGGGGGAGUACGCCAGGGCGCUGCUGGAGGUGGUGGCGCUGCCGGCCGAGUUUCGGCGCAAGAUCGUCCAGGCCGCCAGGGACUCCGUCGAGCGCUUUUCAGAGAUGGAGUUUGAGAAGGCAUUUGUGAGAGCGGUAGAACCUCUCUUUAACAUCUCAGCU
Messenger RNA from Iphiclides podalirius (scarce swallowtail), 1362 nucleotides. NCBI's taxonomy places the organism in Eukaryota, Metazoa, Arthropoda, Insecta, Lepidoptera, Papilionidae. The record is from the annotation of a GenBank genome assembly.